Molecule: messenger RNA, 5635 nt
Organism: Erpetoichthys calabaricus (reedfish)
Lineage: Eukaryota; Metazoa; Chordata; Cladistia; Polypteriformes; Polypteridae
Exons: 14
Coding region: 825-2741 (638 amino acids)
Biological process (GO): plasma membrane organization; positive regulation of actin filament polymerization; actin filament bundle assembly
Cellular component (GO): cytosol; nucleoplasm
Molecular function (GO): protein binding; cytoskeletal adaptor activity
Source: RefSeq, a predicted model, not a curated record
GGAGUAGUGGGAUUUUUUUUUUAUUAAAUUAACUUGUUGAAACUUCGUAUUAAUUGUGCAUGAAAAAGUAGUAUUUUGCCGAUAACAGCAGAAUUUAAAUAGGAUUGAUUUAGCUGGUGACUACCUAGUUGAGGAUGUUAAUUAUUUGAUAUGCUGGAGCCUUCUCCUGCAUAAAAUAAAUGUGCAAGCAAUACAAGUUUGAUAUAUUUAAAAAUUAAAGUUUAAAAAAAAAAGUUUAAUCCCUGCAACAAGUGUUUGUAAAAGGUGAAGGGUGGACAUGCCAGAAAAGAAAAGGAGACCCAGACUGGUCAUGAAUUGUAGUUUAUGGGUCGAGGAAGUGAAAUUUCAUCUUUGUCAUACUGAAUAUGUGGCAAAAGAAGAAAUGUCAUCGCUUGGAUCCUUUUAAUCUCCUGGCUUUGCUCCUAACAACUCAUUUUGAAUGAACGCUAAGCUUGUACCCAACCUAAAUUCAUCUAAAAACUGAAAGUGCAAGCAGCCUAAAAGAGAACUAAUAGAAACAUUCAUCUUUUAUAGGGCAGCUUUUGACUUUCUAAUGUCGUCAAGGAUUUAGCUCUUUAGAUUUUUGUACUAUCUGACAACAAAGAGACAACUGGUUUGUCUUUUACGUACUUUGAGGCUGUGUAGACUCUUUCAACAGAGGUAGAUUUUGUACGUGGUUUAAACUACACAGCUGUUCUUGCAUUUUUUUUUUUGAGCAAAGAAAUAAUUUGUUUGAUUUAAGAGCAGAAGGCACAACAACCAAGUGAUACACAGAACUGUAAUUUGAAGACAGAAAACUGGAGAUACGGGGGAGCUGCCAAAAAAUGUCCCGCUCAGAAGAAGUGAACAAAAUGACUGAAAAUGUGUAUAAGGUGAUUCUGGAGCAGUUCAACCCGAGUCUGAAGAAUUUUGUCACCAUGGGGAAACAAUACGAGAAAGCUUUGACGGGUGUAACACUUGCUGCUAAAGGCUAUUUCGAUGCUCUGGUGAAGUUGGGAGAGCUGGCCAGUGACAGCCAGGGGUCCAAGGAGUUGGGAGAUACACUCUUUCAGAUGGCCGAAGUCCAUCGACAAAUCCAGGUUCAGCUGGAGGACAUGCUGAAGCUCUUCCACUCCGAGCUGCUGUCACAACUGGAGCACAAACUGGAUUUGGACAUCAAGUACCUUACUGCGACACUGAAGAAGUAUCAGGCAGAACGCCGCUCUAAGUCAGACUCCAUUGAGCGCUGUCAGUCGGAGCUGAAGAAGCUGAGGAGAAAGAGCCAGAGCAGCAAGCACCCUCAGAAGUAUGGUGACCGGGAAAUGCAGAUUGUUGAACUUAUGAGUCGUCAUCAGGGAGAAUUGGACCAGCUGGUGGCUGUCGGGUACCGGUCAGCACUCACAGAGGAGAGGCGGCGGUACUGCUUCCUGGUCGACAGGCAGUGUGCUGUGACAAAGCACUUCACCAACUACCAUAGCAAGGUGAAGGAGUUGCUGUCUCAGAAGUUAUCUGCUUGGCAGUCAUCUUGCUCCCAACCCACCAAGCUGCCAGAAAGAGCCUUGAACCUUGUGCGCCAGACUGCUGCCAGCUCAGGGAAUUCAGGCAUAGCAGAUGUCCUUCGAACCUCAAAGCUCAGCACCACUUCACCUUUGGAACUGGGAGGGCCGCAGAGGCUGUCAGUCCAGGAAGUCCCACCUCUCCCUAAUGGAGAUGCCAGCCGCCACAGAGGAAAAGACCAGACCCCAAAUUCUGAGCCAACUCACAAUACAACUGCCCCAGGGUCCCGCUCCCAGACCCCAUUAUCACAUUUGGCAACUGUCACCCAGAGUCACGGUGCUUCCAAUCAGGCGUCACCACCCGGGGACAAAAAGCUGUCCAGUUCCAAUAAUGCUCCAUCUGCUGUCAUCCAGACUCCACCACUCAUAAUGCAAAAUGUGCCUGUUUCCAAUAGCUCUCCUCUUUCGAGGCCUCAGAGCCCCCUGCAGUCCCACAGUACACCUCUUUCCAGGUCCCACACACCUCUGGCCAGCCAACUGCUCCUGGAGGAGGAGGAUGAAAGCUCAGAUCUUCAGCCAUGUCCUGUUUUAAAUAUCUCUUCCCCGCUUUCUCACAAUAUCUCUCCUGCUCUUCGGGCCACUGACAUGUUUGCCACCAGCACGCUGCCACUGCCGCGGAAACAAGGGAAUGAAGCUAGGCUGAAUUUCUUGGGAGGUACAAUGCCGCGGGUCGGCUCUUGGAGUCCUACACAGGUUCUGGCACUCUUUUCUCACUCCGGUCAAGGAAGCGGGGUUUCAGAAGCUACAGGAGAUGCUCCACUACUGCCUUUUUUGCCGGGAGAUGCCAUAACCCUGCUUAUCUCUGAGCCAAGAGAUGGUUGGCACUAUGGCCAAAAUGAAAGAACUGGGAGAAAAGGCUGGUUUCCAUUCUCAUAUACUCAGCCGAUCCAGAACUCUCCAGAACUGCCUGAAACUGGGCUGUCUUCCUUAUCUAAGCUGAGCAGUGGCAGUGUUGGAAACCUAGACAAGAUAGGCUCGGAUGGAUCAAACCACUGCAACCAGGAUCUUAUAGAAGACAGAUAUACUCCGCCACCCAGAGUCAGUACAUUUCGACCCAGGCCUUACAGCAUGGUGAACCCUGACAUCUCCCAGCUGGUCAUUGAUUUUGGAUCUCCAUCUUCCUCACCAUCAAGGAGAAAUCCCUUUGCACAUGUUCGACUCAGAAGAACAAUCACAAAUGACCGCUCAGCACCCUUGAUCCAGUAAUCCACAAGUCAAGUGUGAAUCUGUGGAUUGGGAUGAAGACAAGCACAGAUUGUGUCAUUAGAGGGGACCAUUCCGUUUUAACAUCACGUUGGGAAAGAAUUUGGAGUUGAGCAGAUGUGCAUUUGAUUUUUUGUUGUUUUUUUUAUUAUGAUUAUUAAUAUAAUAUUGUGGUGCUCAUUGGAGCUUCCGGAUAAACUUUGUUUCUUGUGUAUUGUUUGGGCAGGCCCAAACUCUUUUUACAGUUCAGUCUGUUUUUGAUGGGGCAGAUUCUACUCAUCAGUUAUCUAUGAGAGCCUGGAAAAUAAACGACAGGCAGGAGAUUCUGUGCAAGACUGGCAGAAACAGUAAGUGAAAGAAGGAGUGAGAUAGGAUGAGAAGAGUGAGUGAGGGCAGAAUACAACACAAUGAGGAAAAAUUGAAAUAACGAAUGGAAAAGAAAAAGCAGUAACAAAAAAGUGACGGAGUAAAGGGAACCAGAGGGGCAUAGAGGGGAAAAAGAUACUCAAGGAAAAGAGAAAAUUAUGAAAAACGGAUAAAAGUCAUGAUUGGACACUAGAGAGGAUACUGCAGCCAUUGACAAAUUGAGUGACAAGGUUGAUCAGUUAUUAAUAAUAAAUGCAUUACUUUUUGAACAAAGCACAUUUUUGCUGACUAAGUGUGCCAAAAUAAGAAGUGCCUGUUUCGCAGGUGGUAAUCCCUGCUUGUUAUUCAGUUUAAAUUUUAUGAUUGGAUUUUUGUAAGUGCUAAAAAACCCUGUAUCAUUUAAUGAACAGUUUAUGAAAAUUCAUGUAUGCAAAGUAUUUUCUACAUCUUACAAAUUUUAGUGAAGUUGAAUUUUCGCCGUUAUGAAGACCGAGUCCAAAUCAAUUUUCAAAUUGGCGCCGCUUGUGCUAACACCUGAAAGUCAAGUGUGUCUUGCUGCAGCCUGUGGGAGUGAGCGGGGCUGGGUGUUUGGGGGUGAGCUGGAGGUUGGUGAUGUGCAGUCACAGUGUGAGGGAUGGGGAGGGGUCAGAUGUCACGCACUUAACACUAUAAGGAGGAUGGGAAGGUACAUGUGGUCUCCUUCUCUUUACCUCACUGGUUAAUUAGUCAGUCAGUCAUUUUCCAACCCGCUAUAUCCUAACACAGGGUCACAGGGGUCUCCAGCCAACAUAGGGCGCAAGGCAGGAACAAAUCCCGGGUGGGGCGCCAGCCUACCGCAGGACACACACACACACCCAUACACCAAUCACACACUAGGGACAAUUUAGGAUCACCAAUGCACCUAACCUGCAUGUCUUUGGACUGUGGGAGGAAACCGGAGCACCCAGAGGAAACCCACGUAGACACGGGGAGAACAUGCAAACUUCACGCAGGGAGGACCUGGGAAGUGAACCCAGGUAUCCUGCGCCACUGUGCUGCCACUACUGGUUAAUUAUUCAUACAUCAAUUCAUUAUGAUGCUCUUGUUUAUUUACUCAUCACCAUAAAAGGUGGAUAUCGCAGCCUACUGCACCAGAUUUUGUUAUACAGUAAGGGUCUAAUGUCUAACCCCAUCCAAGAUCCUUUCUGACAUUACCCAUGCCACACCACGCCUCAUCUGAUGCUGUACAGCAAGGACCUUCUCCACCCGGGUCUGUAGAUGAUGCUGUGUUCACGUGUGAAGGGUCAGAGAGCUUGUCUGGUGAGUCCUCUCAUAUUAUCCUGAGCAUCAUGGAUCCAAAAAAACACUAUGAAAGAAACCAAAAAAACCCCAAGAAAACUUGAAAGACCAUGAAUCCUGAAGUGUUAGGUAAUUGGCCUUAUUCAACCAUGUUUAAUAAAGGGUUGCUUGACAGAUGACAGAUGUUAUCAUUGCCUUAAUUCUGUCAAUUUUCAUGUAAAGUUGCAUUUGGAGCCAGGGAUUGGUGAAAUUAUUUCAUUUAAAGUAAUGCUAAUUAUGUGUUUAUAUUGUGAAAAUCCACCUUACGAAAGGGUCUUCAGUACCAGCUUUGGGAUGUGCGGGAAGUCUGUAUGUGAAAAGCCACCCCUACCGUAAUGGAUGAACUAAAUUUAGUAAUACCCCUGUGACUUACAUUUGACUUCAAUACAUUGGGAUUCUUAACUUAAAAAGACCUUGAAAGCAAUAGCACUGACUGCACGAGACAUUGCUACACAUGCCAAUUAGCAAAUGUGCAAUAAACCCGAGCAAGUUAACAGCUGAGGAGCGGUUUGCCUGGUUAUUAUCAUUCAUGAUGCUGUUGUUUUCCUGGGUGUUUUACAGUUGAACGUGCUCAUUACUGCCCUGCAGCGACACAGACAGGUCUCUGUGUCUGGAGGCAGAUAGCCCUCCAUGUCAAGGUCCGGAACCUUUUUCAGCAAAAUGAGUAACUGUAGCUAGGACUAAUAAGCUGCUUCUGUAUUGCUUACUUUUAAAAUGGUUUACAAAUGGUUAAGACUAUUGACAGUAUUGUUUAGACAUAAUUAUUUCCAAUGUAUUUUUUUAACGGAGGAUGAUUUUUAAUUUGCUGUACUAAUACUGUAGGUGCAGUGACUCAACUAAAUCAUCAAGCCGAGUUUGGAAAGCUUUCAACUAUUACGACCAUUAAACUCCUCGAUCCUUCAGAGGGACUCUUUGUAACGACAUCUUAUUUUAUCAAAACUCCAUACAUCUGAAUCUGGAGGGCUGAAAGCAAACCAAACUACUUAGAAGUCCACACGCGUCUCCUGUGUUGUUUGCCUAUAAACUUGUACUGACGCCUUUAACUGACGUUUGUAACAGCAGUUCGUUUCAUUCAAAGGUCUACGCUAAAGUGUUGCUCUCAUUUUUUUUGUGAUUUCUAAUGUGUUCUGAUGUGUUUUAAUGUUGUAUUUUGUUUUUAAUAUAGAAAUUUACAAAAAACUUUUAGGAGUAAAAAUAAAAGAAAUUAGACCAUU